This is a messenger RNA of Colletotrichum acutatum, 2295 nucleotides long. Its product is annotated as RNA recognition domain-containing protein. Gene Ontology annotation, cellular component: nucleolus. The record is from RefSeq and is a predicted model, not a curated record. Gene Ontology annotation, molecular function: mRNA binding. The coding region runs from base 1 to 2295 and encodes 764 amino acids. The transcript has a single exon. Lineage: Eukaryota; Fungi; Ascomycota; Sordariomycetes; Glomerellales; Glomerellaceae.
AUGUCGUCUCCCGGAAAGCCGCUCAAGCGGUCACGAGCGGAGGAAGACGAGCACGAUGCUCUCGUCGCAGCCGCCGUCGCAGAGAACAUCGCCGCAGACGCUGUGUCGGAACCGAAAGCCAAGAAGGCCCGAACAGAAGCCAACCGCUCUCUUUUCGUUCGCUCCCUGCCUGCGACCGCCACCAGCGAAUCGCUCACCGAUUUCUUCUCCGAACAUUUCCCUGUCAAGCAUGCGACCGUCGUUCUCGACAAGGCGACCAAAGCUUCCCGAGGCUAUGGCUUCGUUACAUUGACAGAUGCUGAGGAUGCUACGGAGGCCAAGAAAAAGCUCAACAACAUUCUUUGGGAGGGACGCCGCAUCAAGGUCGAUGUUGCCGAAGCUAGAACUCGUGACGCAAAAGAGAGUGCCGUUGGCGCCGCCGCAUCUAGCGCAAAGCAAAAGCGUGCGGAUGAUCUUGAGGAAGCGAGGAAAGCCCCGAAGUUGAUCAUUCGCAACCUUCCUUGGUCUAUCAAGUCUUCUGCGCAGCUGGGUGCGCUUUUCCGCGCCUAUGGCAUUGUCAAGUUCGCGGACCUUCCCCAGAACAAGGGCAAGCUCAAAGGAUUUGGUUUCGUUACCCUUCGCGGCAGGAAAAAUGCCGAGAAGGCUUUGGAGAUGAACGGAAAAACCAUUGACGGAAGAACCAUUGCCGUUGAUUGGGCUGUGGGCAAGGAUGAAUGGGACAAGGCCAACGGCGCCAGGGAAGAGGAAAGAGAUUCAAAGAAGAAGCAGAAGGAUGAGGAUGAGGAUGAGGAUGAGGAGGAAGAUGCAGCCGAAGACGAGAAUGCCGGUAAGGAGCUCACCGGAGCUGACGCAGAUCUGGAAAACUUCAUGAAGAACCACAUCAUGAACCUCGAGGACGAGGAUGACGAGAAUGAGGACGAAGACGAAGACGACGAGGAUGAUGAGGAGCUUUCCGACGGAGAGGAAGACAGCGAAGGCGAGGAAGACAAGAAGCCCGCCAAGAAAACGCAAUCUACCGACAACACAUCAACACUCUUCAUUCGAAACCUGCCCUUCACCGUUACGGACGACCAAUUAAAGGAGCAUUUCGCCAAGUUCGGUGCCGUCAGAUAUGCUCGCGUAGUGAUGGAUCGGGCAACUGACAGACCGGCGGGUACCGGGUUUGUCUGCUUCGUCAGCGAGGAAGACUCAAAAGCCUGCAUCAAGGGCGCGCCGCGCACACAGGCCAACACCCUGCCCACAAAGCACUCUGUGUUGCAGGACGAAUCCGCAGACUCCGACGGUCGUUACACCUUGGAGGGCCGUCUGUUGCAGGUUGCUCAGGCAGUUAGCAAAGACGACGCCGAGCGCUUGGCUGCCGACGGCAGUGCCAAGAGACGCGAGAAGGAUAAGCGUCGUCUUUUCCUGCUCAACGAAGGCCAACUCGAUACUAGAUCUGCUCUGUACCACAAGCUCACGCCCAACGAGGUGAAGAUGAGAGAGGACAGCGCCAAGCAGCGCAAGAAGCUCGUUCAGAGCAACCCUUCGCUGCACAUCAGUCUUACCCGUCUGGCUGUCCGCAACAUCCCCCGCAACAUCGGUGGCAAGGAGCUCAAGGAGUUGGCCCGCAAGGCCUGCGUCGAGUUCGCCACAGAUGUCAAGGAGGGCAGACGUCAGCCCCUUUCCAAGGAGGAGAAGGUCAGAAGCGCAAAGGAGGAUAAGGAGGCCGAGCACGACCGCAAGCUCAAGCGCAAGGGUAUCGUCCGCCAGGCCAAGAUCGAGUUCGAGAGUCGCGAGGGUACCAAGGUCCCGGAGGCGAGCGGCGGCAAGUCCCGUGGAUACGGUUUCAUCGAGUACUCGUCCCACCGCUGGGCGCUCAUGGGCCUGCGUUUCCUCAACGGCUACCAGAUGGAGAACGAGCACGGCAAGAAGCAGCGCCUGAUUGUCGAAUUCGCUAUCGAGAACGCCUCGGUCGUCGCCCGUCGCAAGGCCAACGAGAAGAACUUGGACCGCAACAAGCCCAACGCGCAGGCGGCUCCUCAGGCCGCGCAGAACGGAAAGAAGGGCGGUAAGUUCGACAAGAAGGCCGGUGGCAAGGAGCUACCCAACAUGGCUUCUAUCAAGGACCAGAAGAAGGGCAAGAAGGGAAAGAAGGGCAACAUGAACAAGGGACCCAAGACAGAGAAGGAGGAGAGCGGAGAAAAGUCGGAUGGUGACAAGACGCCCGCGGGCAAGGUUGAUCGCGAAGAUGUCAAGCCGCUGCUCAUUGCGAGAAAGCGACUGAUGAGGAAGAAGAAGGCUUCAUCCCGAGGUUAG